AGCAUUACUGUGGGGAAGAAGGAGCGACUUGAAAUCUUUCCACCCGCCUGUUAUGUCUCAGGCCUUGGCUGGCAGAGACAACAGCAGUGAUUGUGACCUGAAAUUACUGGAUUAUGUUCUGUAGGCUUCUGACAACAACUGUGCACCAUACAGUGAAAGUGGAGCCUGAAACAGUGCAGGAGCAAAGGCGCGGGUGGAAGGUUACUAGAAAGAAAGCUGGAACUGCUUUGUUCUGCCCUUCUUCUGGAGUCUGAGUUUUCCCUCCAAAGAUAAAAUGGUGGGGCUGCGUAUCUCUGACAACGGCUUGAACAGAAAGCACACACCUCUUCAACCACAUGAUGCAGAACACAUGCUGCACGAGGCACAAUCAAUCACAAACGGGUCCAGAAGGUACUGUCCAGCAUAUCUCACCAAGAUGCUUUAUCUUCAUCUUUUGAUAAGUGAUCUGAUGAUGGCUCUCGUUAUGGAACCUAUUAGCAAGUGGAUGCCCAAGCAAGUAGUGGAUUGGAUGAAAGGCCUUGAUGAUUGCCUCCAACAAUACAUAAAAAAUUUUGAAAGAGAAAAGAUCAAUGGUGAACAGCUGCUACACAUCACUCAUCAAGAGCUUGAGGAACUGGGAGUUACUCGCAUUGGCCACCAAGAACUGAUACUGGAAGCAGUUGAUCUGCUAUGUGCAUUGAACUAUGGUUUGGAGACCGAAAACCUGAGAACUCUCUCUCACAAGCUGAAUGCCUCGGCCAAAAAUCUUCAGAAUUUUAUAACGGGUAGAAGGAGGAGUGGCCAUUAUGAUGGCAGGGCCUCCAGACGACUGCCAAAUGAUUUUCUUACCUCUGUAGUUGACCUGAUUGGUGCUGCCAAGAACUUACUAGCCUGGCUGGACAGGUCUCCAUUUGUCAGUGUGACAGAAUACUCACUGCUGAAAAACAACAUUGUUCAACUGUGCCUGGAACUAACAACCAUUGUACAACAGGAUUGUACAGUGUAUGAAACAGAAAACAAAAUUCUUCAUGUGUGUAAAACCUUGUCUGGAAUUUGUGACCACAUCAUUUCACUCUCAUCUGAUUCUCUGGUGUCACAGUCAGCACAUCUAGAGGUAGUUCAUCUCACCAGCAUUAUGCCCAGUGAAGGUUUGGGGAUGUAUAUCAAAUCAACAUAUGAUGGGCUGCAUGUAAUCACAGGAACAACUGAAAAUUCUCCUGCUGACCAGUGUAAGAAAAUCCAUGCUGGAGAUGAGGUGAUUCAAGUCAAUCAUCAAACUGUGGUUGGCUGGCAGUUAAAGAACCUGGUCAAUGCAUUGCGGGAAGACCCAAAUGGCGUGAUUUUAACCUUGAAAAAACGUCCUCAGAAUACCCUGGUUUCUGCUCCUGCCCUUUUGAAGAACGUCAGGUGGAAACCUCUUGCACUUCAGCCUGUAAUUCCAACCAGCCCAACAAGCAGUUCCACAACACCAACAAGUACAAUGGGCAUGUCCUCCAAAAUGGAAAACUCAGCACUCCAGGAUGUUUACAUUCUUUCUCCAAUGUCAGGACUUUAUGGCCCCAGGGAUGAAAUUGGCAUAUUGUCUUGUGAUGACAUCAGCAAGUUUGGAAAGUCUGGAAUGAAAGGCUCUGAGUCUCCAAGUUAUUUUCUUGAACAUGAAAGUGGUAAAUACUACACGUUAAUUGAAGGUGAAGGCCACCCUGUGGGCUCUGACUAUGAGAGAAGCAGAGCUGCAGGGGUGCGGAGAAGAGAGAAAACACCCACUCACGGUGAUUUAAGACCUGUUUCAAUGCCUACUGACUACAGCUGGAUAGGGGAGUCAAAGGAACAAAACAUAUACAAGAGAGGAAGCCGUGACUCUGAGAAUUCACUUCUGCGGUACCUGAGUGAUGAUAAGAUAUUGGUUAUCCAAGAAGAGCCUUUGACACAGAAGGACAGCAAAAGGGACACAGGUCGUAGGUCAAGAAAAAAAGGCAAAAGCGCAAGCAGUCCAAACUACCCUAUUAGUCCAUCUAUGUUGACAUCUACUGUUAACGUUAGGCUUGAACCUGGACAGCAAGAUAUCUUGAAUUUCGCACUAGCAGAAAACAAUACAGUUCCACUUUACCAUAGAGCAGGGGACACAGUCAGUGGAGAUACUGAAAGAUACCGAAGACUAAGUGAAAGAUAUGCUAGUUCUGCCAUUGACCGUCAAGGAAGUACAUCCAUGAGGAAGUCAUUCCAUUACGCUUCUCUCAGGGUAAAAUCCAGAAAAUGGUCAAAAGGGAGCUCUCUGACGAGUGGGAGCAGAAGACGAAUUUCCUGCAAAGACUUGGGGCACGGAGAUUGUGAAGGCUGGCUGUGGAAGAAAAAGGAUGCCAAAGGUUACUUCACACAGAAAUGGAAAAAGUACUGGUUUAUUUUGAAGGAUUCUUCCUUGUACUGGUACACAAACCAGAAUGAUGAAAAAGCAGAAGGAUUCAUUAGCUUGCCUGAGUUCAGGAUAGACAGAGCAAUUGAAUGCAGAAAAAAACAUGCCUUCAAAGCAUGUCACCCCAAAAUAAAGAGUUUCUACUUUGCAACAGACUGCCUUGAAGAAAUGAAUAGAUGGAUGAAUCGUCUGGGUCUCGCAGCAAUUGGUUACACACCUGAUGACAAGGAUAUUCAUCCUGAUGAAGAUUACUGGAGUGAAAGCGACCAGGAUGAUGUUGAUGGCUCUUUAACCCUGAAGCAGGAAGGCUCCUCAACACUGUGUGACACCUAUCACCGAACACCUUCAGUGACUUCGUCAAGUCCAUUCCCUGAAGCCAAACAUGGACGACACUUUUCAAGUGAAUCAACAUAUUCCCAUUCUUCAGCUGAAGAUUCUCGACAAGAUGUAGCAGGAAGCACACAUUCAUCAGGAUGCAGACCUCCCUACCGAGAAAGACGCUCAUGGCAGGAUCUGAUAGAGACUCCAUUAACCAGUUCAGGGCUCCAUUUUCUCCAAACUGUUCCUCCUGAUCCAGAAUAUGUGAGUGGGCAGCCUGGUAUGUCACCAGAAAGACGAAGACAAGCAACAUUGCCAGUACAAAGACGUCAUAAUUAUGAACAGGAUGGGCCUUUCCCUUUAGUGGAGUGUCAGAGAGGACAUAGCUCUCAUAGCAGGCCACAGAAGCAACGCAGUCAAAGCCUUCCACGAAAUAGAGAUGUCAGGGGUAAGGGGCAUGUGAAGUCCAUAGAAGGAACAGAGGACAACUUGGAAGAGAAAAUUCCUAUUAGAAGGCACAAUAGUUUUUGUGCAGAAGAAAGCAUAAAAGAAACUGGAGAAAAUUUAGACGGUCUGCAAGAGCUUUAUAAGUCUCUGGAACAAGCUAGUUUGUCAGCUUUUGGAGAACAGCGUCCUUCCACCAAGCAGGAGUUCCGCAAGUCUUUUGUAAAGCGAUGUAAUGAUCCAGUUAUCAAUGAAAAGCUUCACCACAUCAGAGUACUCAAGAGCACUUUAAAAGCAAAGGAAGGGGACCUCACAGUUAUCAACAGCCUUCUGGAUGAUCCCAACUUAACAUCAAAGAAGUUUAAAGAUUGGAAACUAAAGAACUAUGAGUUUUUCCUGGACAUUUGUGAGUACAGUGCUGCUCUGAAAUCUCAAAAUGGAGCCUCUGAACUUGCAACCUCAGCACCAAUGCUGACACAUACACAUUCAUUCAUUGAAACUCACGUCUGACAGGACUCGUAUCAUGAAUAAUUGCUGGGUGCCAUGAAAAAUCAGUAAGACAAACACUGUAAUAUUUAUAAAUAAUGUGCUCAGCAGUACUGUAAAUACGUUGGAUAAGAGAAUAGUGCCACAGGAUGCCUACUACAUUGCAUGAUAAGACAAUAUUCUUUAUUAUUUUUUGUUUGCUAUUAUCAACCGAUGUCCGUAUAAAGCUCUGCAUUAGAAAGAAGCCGUGCAGAAGUGUAGCUGACAACAAACACCAGUAUAUUUAAAGUACUGUACUAAAAACCAAGCUUCUAGUAUGAGCUCCUGCAAUCAUUUUAUAUAUUUAGAUAUAUUUAAAUAUAUCUAUGUAUAUAAAACUUAACACGAUAGUUGAUAUUUACUUUUUAAAUGCUCUACAGUUCACAUUUUCAUGUUUUUCUUGAGAAAAAUAUAAAAUGAAAACAUAAAGACACUGGACACUCUUAGAGAUGAACGAUUAUUUUUGCUACAUUUCCAAGUAGUGACCAUCUUUGCAAAUAAAAGGACAGAUGUAUCAAAAUGUAAACUCAAUCCCUAUAGUGUGCCUUAAAAUGUACACUGUACAUCUAGCAAAUAGAUCCCAAUCUGGCCCUAUGGGCAUACAGUAUAUGCCAUUUAGAUACUGUGUUUGUAAAAUACUGUGCCUGCCUUUAAAAUGAAUGAAUAUAAGUGUGUAGGUGUGGCACAGGAGUUAAGAUAUGAGUAGAACAAUAUUGGUUGUUCACUAAUGCUGCAACUUACGCUGCUUUUAACAUAAUUUGAAAUAUUUCAUGGUGAAAGAAAAACAUCUGCACUGAAUAUGGCACAUUCUGCAGGUUUUCAUAGUUUCUUCACUGUGAAUUUAAGUGACACAUGCCUGUGAGUCACACAGUUCAAAAAAAGCUCUGAUGCUUCAAGGAUAAGUAUUAAGUAAAAAAAAAAAAAAUAAAACCUAAACUAAUCAAUUAAAUUCUGUAAUAGACUGGCAUCUGAAGCUGAGUAAAUUAUUCAAAAAUAUAAUAAUGUCUGGCAAUAAUUUUUAACUGGUAGUAAGUACAUCAGCAAGUGGGUGAAGUUACUCAUUACAUCACUUGAAGAAAACCAGUCCGUACUGAUUGGUUUUCAAAAGACACACAAGUCACAUCAUGUAUUUCACUUCCUUGCUUGGAUCAGAAUGAAUCAGUUUGGAGAAGAUACCUGCAUUCUUGAAAAAAAACAUUGCUCUGAAUGUUACUGGACAUCCGUUUCCAACACAGAUUCACAGUUUUCUUUGACUACGCUUGCUAGAAUAUUUCUAGAAAGCAGGACAAAGGAGGUGUGAAUUCAGAUGAUGUCAUUUUACUUAAACAGAUAUUCACUGAUAAUUUUCCACUAUAUAAACCUGUCUCUCAUAUACCAGAAACUGUAAAAUUCAUAAAAUUCAAUAUAAUAUGGGGGAAAAAUGUUAUCUCAAAAAAGUUCUAGUGUCCAGAAAGAGAUUUAAGUAUUCACAAAGCCACAACUGGGUAGAGGUAUUCCAUUUGUUUAGGACAGUGUCCAUCAAGCAGCUGUGGCAAGUUAACAGGACACUGGGAGAAAAGCUCGUGGGUCAAAAUAAAGACAGAAAGAUCACUUAGCAAUUAUAGACUCUGCUUGUGGAAAACUACUUAAAUUCAUUGUUCAUUAAAAAUAGAGCAAGAUAAUGAGCAACAAAGACAAAAUUAAAACCACUUACCCCCACACUGUCCCCCUUCUACCCAGGCUCAACUUCAUUCCUUUCCUGGCUCUUCUAUCUCCUCCCACUCUGCUCACCAUGACAAUGGGGAAUGGAAGGCUGUGGUCAGACUGUAACGCUCCAUCUGUGCCACUCCUUCCGUCUCACACUGUAUUCCUCUGCUCUAGCAUGGUGCCACUCCCAUAGAUACAGUCCUUGAUCAGCUUGCAGUAUAGGUCCUUCCCACGGGCUGCAUUUCUUCCAGAACUACUCCAGGAUGAGUCCAUUCUGUGAGAUGCAGUCCUUCAGGAGCACACGGCUCCUGCUUUUGUCCUCCAGGUUCCUUUGUGGGUUCCCCACAGGCUACAGCCUCCAUCAGGGCACAUCCAUCCAGUGCUCCUCCACAGGAUGCAGGGGAAUCUUUGCUCUGGUGCCUGGGAAUAUCCCCCUGCUCUUCCUCCUCUGGUCUUGGUACCUGCAGAUUUGUCUCUGAUUUUUCUCACUCUUACAAAUGGUGCACGGUGUUUUUUGUCCUGUCUUAAAUAUGCUAUCUGCUUUGCUUAUGGUUGAGCUUUGGCCAGUGGUGGGGCCAUUCUGGAGGUGGCUAGAAAGGCUGUAUGACAUGAGGACAGCCCCUUGCUCUGUUCUCCCAGAGCCACUCCUGCAGCCUUUCUGCUACCAAAACCUUGCCCUGACAACUCAUUGCAGCCCUGAAGAAACACAACUCAGAUUUGAUUUUUAUUCUUAGGUUUUUUUGUUUGUUUGCUUGUUUUUGGCAUUUAUUUGAACCACAGUGGGUGCAGUGAUUAAAUAAACAUUCUAGAACAGUAUGAGAUGUUAUUAGUAGGGAUCUGUUACUUGACAGCUGUUUCGAGUUCUCAUCACAGAAGCAGCUGAGUCACAGCAUCGUUGUAGCAAAUACAUUUGGAUAGAACAUACAACAUGAAAGCAUAUUUGGUGUGCUUUAGCAAGUUAACUAUACACUUGAGAGUCACUGAAGACAAUGGCUCCUCACAUGCAUGCAUCAGAGUGGAGCAGGAUCACGUCAUACAUAUCAUACUGAAUAUUAAGCGUACACUGAAGGCUCUAACACCUGAGGCCAUAAAAAAGCAUACAGGAAAAUAGAGAACAACAAGUUGUCAUAAAAAUUGGAGCUGCAGUAUUCAGGCAAAAUGUAAAACUCUGUUUAAACAUAUUUGCUAUGUGAAUGCUACAGUUACUGAACAACUGAAUAGCAAAAGCAUUAAUAGAGGGAAUUCAUCUAACUUUUUUUCCUAGCGGAUCUCUGACAGAUAUUUCACUAUUUUUAAUACCAUCCUUCAUAUAAUAUGGAACAAAUGUUAAGCAGUGAUGCAAGGAAAUGCAUAAAUUAUACAAACCAUUUAUAAACCAAUUCACACUUUAAGUGUAAGCAGUGAUGGUCACCAAAUUAAGUAGAUGAAAUUUUCUAUAUUCAUAAACAAAUGUAAAGUUUGUAAGAUUUAAGUAAUCUUGCUUGUAAUUUAUAGCAAGCAAAAUCUAAUUUUAAAUUAAGCAUCACAAACAUUUUGUUCUUUCACAAAGGCUAGCUGACAAGAAUUUUUACAUACUUCUUGCAUGCACACUCAACUCCAUACUAAGGCCCUUCCUUCUCCAUGACUAGUUUCUUCUUUCUGCGUCUAAGUACUAAUCCAGCUGAACUACAGAAAUUAAUGCACAAAGUGCAUUAAUUUUUUUUUUUUUUUAAUUAACAUAGAGCAAUUAUUUAGAAUUUCAUGAUCUUCAAAAUAACUUGAAUGAAAGAGCAAUAAAAAUAUUGGAUCUAAAAUCCAUGUACCAAAUCCAAAUAGGUCAGUUUCUCCUGGACCAAAAGGUACUCUAACUCUGUACAACGGAGCUGAAAUUAUUCAGGUAGCUGUGAUUACAUAAUGUUUUUAAAUUAGGGGGGAAAAAAAAGUUUGCUGUUGAGUUCAAGGGAAAUAAACAGCAUCAGUAGAGUACAUUUAUUAGCGUAAUAGAUUCUCUGCCUUCCUGCUUAAACAAAAACUGGUUCUUACCAUAUAUAACUACAUGAAGAGAUUUUUUGGAUGUGUAUUAUUUAUCCAGAUUUUACUGAAGUUAGUCAGCUUAGUGUCUUCCAUCAGAAUUCCUGCCAGACUCUUCUUUAGCUGCAGGAAAAAUGUCCCUCAGUCAUCACUCUGAGACUUCACAAGCUCAGUCUUUUUGUUUUUAACAUACGUUUCUAUACAACUCAUUUAAUGCUCGCAAUAAACCACUGAUUCCCCUUCUUUUUAAUAUACUGUUAUGUAUCCACUGAAUUCUUAGUUUGUUGAAAACUAUCUUAGAAGCCAUCUCAGUAGCACUUCCUGGGAACAUUGGGGCUUUUUUCUUGCUUUCAUAGAUUCUAGGCAACAACUUUCCUGAGUUUAGUCUUGUUACUAACAAGAAGUAAUCAGAAGAGAAGGAGGUUCUUGUCAGUCUGUGUCCCCAAAUUCUUUGACAGAAAUAAAGUUGUGAAAAUACUGCCUCAUACUUGAAGGCAGGACAGGUAGGAUUCUUUUUGUCCUAACUGAAAUCAACCUGUGUUGUAUUGUGCGGGGAAUCUGUAUCCUCCACAGAAAAGCCGGUUGCUUUACUUCACUGGCAAAACCCACCUUACUGCAUCUUCUGCCUUCUCAAACACAUCACGAGCACUUCUUGCUCUGCAUUACAUUUUAGUGCCAUAAAGAGAGACUGAUCAAUUGCUACUAAAAGGUAUCGGAGGAUGUGAUUUGAUGCCAAUUUCCAGGGAAUUCUGAAUGUGAUCAGUCAGUUCAUGUUCACAUCCAGACUGCUCUUUUCAGCUAGUAAUGGCUAAUAAUGUGCUGUACUACUUGGUUUUCCAAGGGAAAAAAAAAACGUGUUGCAGAGAAUUGCCAGAUGUAUGUCUUGCUAAAAUCUUACUGUCAUCAGCAAUUACAGCUUUCCAGACCAAAAUAAUCAUUCAAUUCAAAGUUUAGUGAAGGAUUGCAAAGGUACCUUUAAAGGGAUUACUUCACUGAAGCACUGAGAAUUGCUCAGAAAAAUCUGUUUAUAGUACACACGAGUUCCUGUAGUAUAUAUUGUUAAAAUAAUGUGGCAUCUUGGUUUCGUAAUGGGUUGUUUUUUUCUGCUUAAUUUUCCAGAUAGGGAAAUCAAAUGGAAGGGCAUAAGUUGCUCCAAAAGUAAUGCCUACUAUUUAUUUCUAUGAAAAAGAAAACAAAGACCACUGUUAAUGGUCUAAAAAAUACUGUUUUUCAACACAGUCAUCACCAUUAGCUGAUUCGUGCAGAUGAGCUGGAGAAGAUGCUCUUCAUCUUGUGUCGGUGACAGCUUUGUAUGACAGCUGUGCAUGGCCAUCCAGAACAGGACUUGUCUUUCACGUUGCUGUCACUGCUGCUGAAAUGCACCACUCACUGCUCACAUCCACUAUCUGGUCUUCAGAACAUUCAGUAAGUGUCAGUGAACAUCAAUGGAUGUAAUUCUUUCUGCAUGGAGGAAUUCAAUUCCACACCUUUCCUUCAUAGGCAAUUCCUUACCAGACAUCAUUUUUUCAAAGUGCCCCUCUGCUGCCAUCUGUCACACAGAAACAAAAUAUAAAAGAAUAUUGGUGGGAAGGUUCAAUUUCUCCUGCUGUCCCACCAACAUCUGUUUCUGAUAUCUGAGCAUAAUAAAAUGGGAGGCAUUACUUUUGGAGCAGUCCUUGUAGUAACGCCUUUCUGUCUGUAGGGUAAAUCUAUAGAAGACUUCACAUGCCACAGGCCUUAGACCACUGAGCUUAAGAUCUCCUUAGAGAUAAUAAGCACUUUUCCCUGUUGCCAAAUGAUGUUUAUUAAUAAUUAUUUACAAAAAUCUUUAAUAAUGUGACAGAAUCAAGAAGCAAUAUUAUCUAAUUAACUUACAUUAAGUAACAAGAAGUUCCUUUUUUCCUUCUAGAAUGUUUCCCUCAUUAAAGCUAAGGUUCAGAGCAGCUUUUUCAGGCAGGCUACUCUUGGGACAGCUUCCCCAUCUCCUGCUAUUUACAGUGAGUGGAUGUGGCUCUCAGUGGUUGUUAACUCAACAUGCAUCUGAAAAUCAAACCUGAGACAUAUUAUCAGCUAAUGAAUGGAGAAUACACGGUUGUUUUAAACAAAAACAAGUAAGUUGUAUUUUCUUAGUUGAGUUUAAAAUAUUUAUUUACUCCUAUUAUGUAUAAGUAUAGUAUUUUAUUUCUCAACAGUUCCAUUUGCUGUGUCUAGGCAGUUGACUAUUCUUUGUAUUGUUCUUGAUGUAGUACGUGAAAAAAACAUUUGUUUAAGAUUAAUUUCUAUGCUUUACAGCUUAUGCCAUACUUGCAUACUUAGACUGAGGUCUAUAAAGAAUAUUGUUUAAGCUUUUAGCAGAGUUUCAGUUUUGGGGGCUGUUUCUUUUGUUUUGUUUGUUUGAUGGGUUUGUUUGUUUUGAGAUAGCUGAUACUCUACUGGGACCUAGUGUUAAUAACAGGAUAAACAAUUUCCAGGAAUAUACUGCCCAUCACUAUCUUUACGAACCAUAUUCAUUCUUAAUGCAGGCCAGACAAAUACAAUGCAUUUAUUUUUAUCACGUGCAUACAAGGGUUACUGUGACAAUGAGGGAUUUUGCUGUAUGCAUUAAUGCCGCUGUAUUAGGUCCACUAACUUCUGUCCUCGCAUUUCUAGAAUAUUACUCAUUCUCAGGCAUUGGUGAGGGUAUCAAUACAGAUCUUUUUACUAACUGUAAAUGUAUCUGUCUGAAUGCUGCAGUUUAAAUAAGGAUGCCACAUUAUACAUAUUAACUCUAUUGCUUUUUUUCACUGGCAACCACGAAGCAAAUGUCUUAACAAAACUUGUUCACUGGCCAAAAUAACAGCAAAGGCCUCGUUACCAGUUAAGACUUUUGCUUUAUUGAGAAACAAGGUUUUCAACUUAAAAAUCUGAAAUGGAAACAGGUUAGAAUAUAGGAGAAAUGCACUAGUAUUAAUAAACUUUUUACAUUUGACACAUACUGUAUUACAAAGACAAUAUCCUUGCAAGAGCAUUAAUUGCUGGGCCAUAGGUGACUUCUGUCUAGUUUACUACAGUAGCUAAUAAAACUUGUAUAGAGAGCCUUUUAUAGAUAAUGCUUACAUGUAUGAAAAUGUAUGACACCCUUGUACUAUGGCUUGCACUUUACUUGCAUUAAACUGUGAAGUAGGCUGUAGUAAUGUCUUUGUAUAUUCAGGGGUUGAAAUACCAAAGCACUAGAGUAUGGUACUGCUGGUGUUCAACCUGUACUGUUAAUUAAAGCUGAACGUGCUGAUAACGUGUACUUCGAAAACCCCACUAACUUACAAUCUUUAGCAAAUAAUGCUAUGGGGUCUCCAUGGUCUUUGUUUCUUUGUAAAUAUAAACAUUCUUACUGUUUCUGUAGCAAUAGGAGGUUAUAAACCAAACUUUCAAUAGGACUGUUUUCAAUAACGAAAAAAAAUCUAUAGCGCCUUGUAUAAAACUCAUGGAGACUCCAUGACCUGUGGGCAUUUUUUGUUUACAAGCAGUAUGUAUAUAAGUAUUAGCGGCAGAACUGUUAUUUAUCACAAAGUUAUGUUGUGGUUGGUUCUUUCUAAAGUAAAUAUGUGUUUUAUGUCAUUAUGAAAAAUAAGUAUUUUUAGUAAGAGCCAUCUUGAAAAGUUUGAAGCAUCAAAGCUUCAAAUACUCGGAAUCUUCCAUGUUUCAGCCUUGUUUUUCCAAACAACUGUGAGAUGAGCUGCGAGGUCACGGUAAACCACCUAUCCAUGCCAGGGAAGGUGUCUGAGUUGUACCACAGUUUAUGACAUUCUGCAACCUUUCUCUACUGACCAUCUUGCUUUAGCGCUUUUAUGAGCAGAUGCUCUACCGAUACCAUAGUAAAGUCCUUCAGCUCGCUGAACAGAGAGAGAAAAUUAACUGCUCUAACUGGACGCAUACAGGUUAGGCUAGGUUUCAACCCCUGGAUAAUACAGCACUCUUUGGUUUCACAACAGUAUUUUUAAUUUUAUACUUGUCUAUGUUGAGAGAUGAUCCAAUAGUUUCUAUAGGCAGUGAACGUUAGGUUUCUUUUUUUCCUCUUCUCAGAUGACUUCUGUGUGAACUACUGUAACUGGCUGCGUUUUUCUAUCACAGAUGAACUUGUUAACUUUUGUGUGUCUACAAUGAAAAUUUAUGAAUGGAAACCUUCACUGUGUGUUGCUCACUGGGCAUAUACCUCAUGGUACAUUGCACAGACGUGUAAGUUGUAAGUUGCACUGCAACAUUAAAAAAGGAACAUAUUGCUCUUUUUUCAAAGAUAUUAACUUAUUUAAGAGAUAUAGUCUGUACAUUAUUAAAAAGAACAUUUAUUCUUCCUAAAUUCAAACAAAGCUUUUGUUUUGGGGGGAGAAAAAAAGAAAAAAAAAGUUGUAAACUUCAGUUGUAAAUUUGGACUUCAAUAAACGGAAUUAUCUGCACUUAAA
This is a messenger RNA of Gallus gallus (chicken), 11808 nucleotides long. It is a transcript of the gene CNKSR4, whose product is annotated as connector enhancer of kinase suppressor of ras 2-like. Lineage: Eukaryota; Metazoa; Chordata; Aves; Galliformes; Phasianidae. The record is from RefSeq and is a predicted model, not a curated record. Gene Ontology annotation, biological process: regulation of signal transduction. The transcript has 27 exons. Gene Ontology annotation, molecular function: protein binding. Gene Ontology annotation, cellular component: membrane; cytoplasm. Bases 275 to 3661 code for a protein of 1128 amino acids.